AUGGCUGGUACAGACACUCCGGUGGAAGAGGCAAAGCAGUCUCUUCUGCAACGAGCCAGAGCAUGGGGAGAAAAUUCAUUCCCGCCCACUCUCCUCGCCUCACUCAUUACCGCGCAGCACAUGCGUCCGUUUCAGCUGGUGCCGAUGCUCUUCCCCCCGGUCCUCCUAUUCACGAGUUAUGCGAACCUCCAGGGCUUCAAGACCGACAGCGCGGGUAUCAGCGCCGCCUGGUCCGGUCUCUAUCUUCUGCUUGCCGGUCGCCGACGUCAGCAGUUCAUGAAGAAAUGGGGUGCGCGGGGCAUCGUCCGCGGUGCGACUAUGGGUCUUUGCCUGGCCAAUAUGGUCGGCGGUGGACUGGCCUAUACUCUCGGAAAGCGAGAAGAUCAAGAGGAGUGA
Molecule: messenger RNA, 396 nt
Organism: Aspergillus clavatus NRRL 1
Lineage: Eukaryota; Fungi; Ascomycota; Eurotiomycetes; Eurotiales; Aspergillaceae
Exons: 2
Coding region: 1-396 (131 amino acids)
Source: RefSeq, a predicted model, not a curated record